Molecule: messenger RNA, 1517 nt
Organism: Orussus abietinus
Lineage: Eukaryota; Metazoa; Arthropoda; Insecta; Hymenoptera; Orussidae
Gene: Elp4
Product: elongator complex protein 4
Exons: 5
Coding region: 350-1444 (364 amino acids)
Biological process (GO): tRNA wobble uridine modification
Cellular component (GO): transcription elongation factor complex; cytoplasm; elongator holoenzyme complex
Source: RefSeq, a predicted model, not a curated record
UUGACGGCGUUACACGUGGUCCGACUAAAUUCAACGUUCCCUUAUAAUUAUAUACGUUUGAUAACGGCUCUUUAUGUGGAAUUAAUUUAAUGAAAUUUCGUAAGCUGUUGCAGAUUUGCGAUUUUUUUCGCCUAUUUCUGGAUCAUGUAGAUCGAGCUAAGGUUAUGUCGUGUACUCUCAAUUUUAAAUACUUGUGGUAAUGGUCCACGUCGAUAGGGAAUUUGUAUACUAUUUUAAAAGAUAAAGUGUACUUUAGCUUGCCAGUUGUUCUUUAAAGUAGUCUACAACUGUAUUUUGUCAUGUGAAGAAGCAGUUGUGGACCAUUUGCUAGGGUGAAAAGUUACAAAGUAUGGCUUCGAGCGUUCAGAAAAGUAAGAGCAAGAUCCCUUAUAUACCAGGGACUAAGCCUUCGAUUCGAAAUGCUCAGCUUCUCGUGUCAACCGGUGUUCCUUCUCUGGAUCACGUUAUCGGAGGAGGACUACCGAUUGGAUCUAUUAUGUUAAUUGAGGAAGAUCUAUAUGACGUGUAUGCCAAAGUCAUGUUGAGGUAUUUUAUGGCAGAAGGCAUUAUAUCGUCGCAUCCGUUAUUAAUUGCGUCGAGAGAAAUUAAGCCCUCUCAACUGCUCGCCGAGAUGCCAGCUGUUAUAACGGAAACAUCUAUGAUGCCUAAUACCCAGGAUGAGGAGAUGAAGAUUGCAUGGAGAUAUCAGAAUAUGAAGGUAGUCGACCCUUCUCCAUGUGGCGGUCAGCCAUUUGGUCAUUACUACGAUCUAACGCAACCAAUGGAUAAGGAACUUGUAAAUAAAGCUAGUAUUACUCAAUGGGAUGGAAGUUGUAUAAAAUGGAAAGCAGACUGGUUUAAGAAUGAGGAAUACGUGGAUCUCCUUAAAACUAUCCAAGAAACCUUGAAAACUGGACAGUUUCGAUUGUCCGACAACCCAGAAAAGAGAUCGGUCCUCAGGAUAGUAAUACAUUCUCUCGGGUCCAGAUUAUGGCUCUCCGAUACAGAACCUGAUACCCAUGCCGACCUUCUGAGGUUUCUAUACUGCUUUCGAGCUCUACUGCGAAACUCUUACGCAGUAGCGAUGUUUACCUUCCCAGUGGAGAAUUUUGACAAUUCGGAUGCUAUCGUAGAGCGGAUAGAACACUUGGCCGACACUGCGAUAAGAUUGGAGUCGUUCGCUGGUUCUCCUAAAGAAACCAACCCAAUCUACAAAGACUACCAUGGGUUGGUGCAUAUUAAGAAAAUUUCAAUCUUCAACACCUUGGCACCGCACUGUCCAGAAUCUGUGGACCUGGCAUUUAAACUGCGAAGAAAGAAAUUCCUUAUCGAGAUUCUACAUCUACCACCAGAGUUGGAGGAUACGACACAAAGAGAGCAGGAUGAUCUAUACUCCGUCCCAAGUUGCAGCGGAGGCACCAAGAAAAAUUUGUUAGACUUUUAAAACGCGACAUUUUGUAAAAUGCAGGUCCAAAAAUAGACCUCGGUCUAAUAUAUUCUUGAAUUUUGUUACGUUC